Messenger RNA from Lottia gigantea (owl limpet), 423 nucleotides. RefSeq lists its product as hypothetical. The record is from RefSeq and is a predicted model, not a curated record. The coding region runs from base 1 to 423 and encodes 140 amino acids. The transcript has a single exon. Gene Ontology annotation, molecular function: chitin binding. NCBI's taxonomy places the organism in Eukaryota, Metazoa, Mollusca, Gastropoda, Lottiidae. Gene Ontology annotation, cellular component: extracellular region.
AUGAAAUGUCCUCCACCCACUUCCGGUUUCUUCCCAGACAAAAAUAACUGCGCCUAUUUUCUACAAUGUACAUCAAAUAAACGGUACAGAACAAGGUGUCCAGGUGGAACUCUUUUUGACGAACAUAUUAAAAGAUGUAACCACAAAGAGUUUGUGACGUGCUGGAGUAAGAUCAAAUGUCCUCAUCCAAUGGGACUCUUCAGUCACCCACAUGAUUGUGGAAAGUACCUGAACUGUUUUGCUAAUAUACCUUACGUACAGUCGUGUCCAGCCGGGUUACAUUUUAAUAUGGCUAUGGGUUAUUGUGAUUUUCCAAGUAACGCCAUGUGUGCCACUGGUGGAAAUAAAGGACAUGGCAACAAAGGACAUGGCAAGACACACAAGAAACUGUUGUUUGAUUUGAAAACUUUAUUUGGGAUAUAA